Messenger RNA from Lottia gigantea (owl limpet), 474 nucleotides. RefSeq lists its product as hypothetical. Gene Ontology annotation, biological process: positive regulation of translational elongation; positive regulation of translational termination. The record is from RefSeq and is a predicted model, not a curated record. The transcript has 4 exons. NCBI's taxonomy places the organism in Eukaryota, Metazoa, Mollusca, Gastropoda, Lottiidae. The coding region runs from base 1 to 474 and encodes 157 amino acids. Gene Ontology annotation, molecular function: RNA binding; ribosome binding; translation elongation factor activity.
AUGGCAGAUGCUGCCGACAUCACUUUUGAGAAGGUUGAAUCUGGUGCCUCGGAUACUUAUCCUAAACAGUGCUCGGCUCUGAGGAAAAACGAACAUUGUCUUAUUAAGGGGAGGCCAGUAAAAAUCGUGGAAAUGACAACUUCCAAAACUGGAAAACAUGGCCAUGCCAAAGUACAUCUAACUGGUAUAGAUAUUUUUAAUGGAAAGAAAUAUGAAGAUAUUUGUCCUUCAACUCAUAACAUGAAUGUUCCAAAUAUCAAGAAAGCUGAAUACCAGUUAGUGGAUAUAGGUCGUGAUAAUUUUCUCUCUCUGCUAAGCGAUCAUGGAAUAAUACGAAGUGAUUUGAGGCUACCCGAGGGAGAGAUGGGACAGAACAUGAAAAAGAUGUUCGAAGCUGAUGAUUCUAUUGCUGUAACGGUGAUUGAAGCUAUGGGUGAAGAAGUCGUUAACAGUUUAAAGAAACUGUCUGACUAA